AUGUACACUCUUGAAACGCUUGGAACACUUCACAAAGCUUGCCGACACCACAUCCUGGAAAUAAUGCUGGAAGCUGUUGUAAUUAAAUGUAUUGGUCCAUCUAGUGGUCCUGAUAUUUUAUUAUUUAAAAGGUUUAAAAAAUCAUGGCCUACAAUUUGUAAAGAUGACUUCCAAACUUUAAGCAGUUUACCGGCUGGUAGUUCUGCUACCCUUUUGAAGGAUACUGAUUUUCUAGUUAGCUCUUGCCGCAAAAAGCUCGAGGUGUUUCCGCCUCGGGAUGAUUAUAAGGAACUUUUGGAGUAA
This is a messenger RNA of Brassicogethes aeneus, 303 nucleotides long. NCBI's taxonomy places the organism in Eukaryota, Metazoa, Arthropoda, Insecta, Coleoptera, Nitidulidae. The record is from the annotation of a GenBank genome assembly.